Molecule: messenger RNA, 4359 nt
Organism: Jaculus jaculus (lesser Egyptian jerboa)
Lineage: Eukaryota; Metazoa; Chordata; Mammalia; Rodentia; Dipodidae
Gene: Atg9a
Product: autophagy related 9A
Exons: 17
Coding region: 784-3303 (839 amino acids)
Biological process (GO): protein localization to phagophore assembly site; autophagy of mitochondrion
Cellular component (GO): autophagosome; phagophore assembly site
Source: RefSeq, a predicted model, not a curated record
CCCCCGAAGGAGAGGAGCAUCCGCGCUGAGGUCCAGCAAGGAGACGGACGCGGGAGCCGCGGCUGCACCGGGAGCCGGCGACAUGGCCGAAGAACAAUCAGUCAGCUCCUGGAGCAGAAAGAGGCCCCUAGUGUCGGACCAGAGAAACCCGGGGAGCACCCGGCACCCAGACGAGUCCAACAGUUAAAAGUGGAAGGUAACCUGACCCACCUGCAGGCUCCGGCAGGGACGGAACCCGAGGGGCCCGUCUCCGCCCUCGGAAGCUGCACCACACCGCCCGGCAACCGCGCACGCACGUCCACAGUUCGAGAGCCAGAUUUCUGCAACACCACAACAAUCCCGUCACUACGGAGCCGCGGAGAGGACAAACGGAGGCGCCCGCGCCGCGCCCCGCCUCGCGCGGAGCACACUAUUGGUCCUCUGCUUUCCGACACCCGCCUCUCUCUAACCUUUCGUCCUGCCCCUUGGUCCGAGAAUUGGCCCUCGUGUCUCCGCCCCCGCUGCUCAUUGGCCAGGCCGGCUGCGGGUGACAGUGAGUGGCAGACGGCGGCCUAGAGCUCCGGGUCUGGCCGAGCCCAGCCGAACCGACCGGGCCCCUGGAAUCGCCCGGGUCUCAGUUCCUGUGGUGACACGCGAGGCUGGUUAUUGGAACCCCCAGGCCCAGGCUGGAUUUGGCCUCCGGUGCCCACUCAGCCCCAACUGUCCAACCAGGGCAUCCAGGACUGGAGUGGAGCAGACACUGUCCAUGGAGCUGGUGGACAAGGUGGACAGGGGGCGGCGGUGAUGGCGCAGUUUGACACUGAAUACCAACGCCUAGAGGCCUCUUACAGUGAUUCACCCCCAGGAGAGGAAGAUCUGUUGGUGCACGUUGCUGAGGGGAGCAAGUCACCUUGGCACCACAUUGAAAACCUUGACCUCUUCUUCUCUCGAGUUUAUAAUCUACAUCAGAAGAAUGGCUUCACGUGUAUGCUCAUCGGGGAGAUUUUUGAGCUCAUGCAGUUCCUCUUUGUGGUUGCCUUCACCACCUUCCUGGUUAGUUGUGUGGACUACGACAUCCUAUUUGCCAACAAGAUGGUGAACCACAGUCUUCAUCCUACUGAGCCCGUCAAGGUCACUUUGCCAGAUGCCUUUUUACCUGCCCAAGUCUGUAGUGCCAGGAUUCAGGAAAAUGGCUCCCUUAUCACUAUCCUGGUCAUUGCUGGUGUCUUCUGGAUCCACCGGCUUAUCAAGUUCAUCUAUAACAUUUGCUGCUAUUGGGAGAUCCACUCCUUCUACUUGCACGCUCUGCGUAUCCCCAUGUCUGCCCUUCCAUACUGCACAUGGCAGGAAGUGCAGGCUCGGAUCGUGCAGACCCAGAAAGAGCAUCAGAUCUGCAUCCACAAGCGUGAGCUAACGGAGCUGGACAUCUACCACCGCAUCCUGCGUUUCCAGAACUACAUGGUGGCCCUGGUGAACAAGUCCCUCCUGCCCCUACGCUUCCGCCUGCCUGGCCUUGGGGAGGCCGUCUUUUUCACCCGUGGCCUCAAGUACAACUUCGAGCUGAUCCUCUUCUGGGGGCCCGGCUCUCUGUUUCUCAAUGAAUGGAGCCUCAAGGCUGAGUACAAACGUGGUGGGCAACGGCUGGAGCUGGCCCACCGCCUCAGCAACCGCAUCCUGUGGAUUGGCAUCGCCAACUUCCUGCUGUGCCCACUCAUCCUCAUCUGGCAGAUCCUCUAUGCGUUCUUCAGCUAUGCGGAAGUGCUGAAGAGGGAGCCGGGGGCCCUGGGGGCGCGCUGCUGGUCGCUCUACGGCCGCUGCUACCUCCGCCACUUCAAUGAGCUGGAGCACGAGCUGCAGUCCCGCCUCAACCGUGGCUACAAGCCCGCCUCCAAGUACAUGAAUUGCUUCUUGUCACCCCUGCUCACACUGCUGGCCAAGAAUGGUGCCUUCUUCGCUGGCUCCAUCCUAGCUGUGCUUAUUGCUCUCACCAUCUAUGACGAAGACGUGCUAGCCGUGGAGCAUGUCCUCACCACAGUCACCCUUCUGGGAGUCACCGUGACUGUGUGCAGGUCCUUCAUCCCAGACCAGCACAUGGUGUUUUGCCCUGAGCAGCUGCUCCGUGUGAUCCUCGCUCACAUCCACUACAUGCCCGACCACUGGCAGGGUAAUGCCCACCGCUCGCAGACCCGGGACGAGUUUGCCCAGCUCUUCCAGUACAAGGCAGUGUUCAUCUUGGAGGAGUUACUGAGUCCCAUCGUCACACCCCUCAUCCUCAUCUUCUGUCUGCGCCCGCGGGCCCUGGAGAUUAUAGACUUUUUCCGCAACUUCACUGUGGAGGUUGUUGGUGUGGGAGAUACCUGCUCCUUUGCCCAGAUGGAUGUUCGCCAGCAUGGCCAUCCCCAGUGGCUGUCUGGAGGGCAGACUGAGGCUUCAGUGUACCAGCAAGCUGAGGACGGGAAGACAGAGUUGUCACUCAUGCACUUUGCCAUCACUAAUCCUGGCUGGCAGCCACCACGUGAGAGCACUGCCUUCCUGGGCUUCCUCAAGGAGCAGGUUCAGCGGGACGGAGGAGCUGCCGGCCUUGCCCAAGGUGGUCUGCUCCCUGAAAAUGCUCUCUUCACGUCCAUCCAGUCCUUACAGUCCGAGUCUGAGCCCCUGAGCCUCAUUGCAAAUGUGGUAGCAGGCUCGUCCUGCCGAGGACCUUCACUGUCCAGAGACCUGCAGAGCUCCAGGCACAGAGCUGAAGUAGCCUCUGCCCUGCGUUCCUUCUCCCCGCUGCAACCUGGGCCGGCCCCCGCCGGCCGGGCUCCCAGCACCAUGACAGGCUCUGGGGUGGAUGCCAGGACAGCCAGCUCCGGGAGCAGUGUGUGGGAAGGACAGCUGCAGAGCCUGGUUCUGUCAGAAUAUGCGUCCACCGAGAUGAGCCUGCAUGCCCUCUAUAUGCACCAGCUCCACAAACAGCAGACCCAGGCUGAACCCGAGCGGCACGUGUGGCACCGCCGGGAGAGUGAUGAGAGUGGAGAGAGUGCCCCUGAAGAGGGGGGAGAGGGUGCCCGCGGCUCCCAGCCCAUCCCCCGCUCUGCCAGCUAUCCAUGUGCUGCUCCUCGGCCUGGAGCUCCCGAGACCACCGCCCUGCAUGGGGGCUUCCAGAGGCGCUACGGGGGCAUCACAGAUCCUGGCACAGUGCCCCGGGCUCCUUCUCACUUCUCCCGGCUGCCCCUUGGAGGAUGGGCUGAAGAUGGGCAGCCAGCAUCAAGGCACCCUGAGCCUGUGCCAGAGGAGGGCUCUGAGGAUGAACUUCCCCCUCAGGUGCACAAGGUGUAAAGCCUGAAGAGUUCCCCAUGCCCCAGGAUGGAGGCUACAGCUGCCCAGCCAUCCCACCCACUCACCAUGGGAGGCUCCUCUGAGUGUUGCCUGGCUCCACGUGUGUGGUGUUUGUGUGUCCGUGCCUGGCCAAGGGAGGUGCCAACACUGGGCUUGCCACAGCCCCAGGAGAACUUGAGACCUAGGGACUAGGAAUGCUCAAGGCUCUAGCCUCAUCCCCAGGACUCCCUUGGCUCAGAGUGUGGUGCUAGAAACUGGUCCCCAGCCCAGCCCCAGUACUGCCACCCUUGUGCCCACCCCUGCGAGUCUCCAGAGGGCUUCCCACCACAGAAGCUGCCAAGCAGGGAGAUCCUGUGCCAACUGUAGAGUGGGAAGGUUGGGCCUGAACCCUCAACCCCUGCAGCCUACUCCCCACCCAGAACCGAUGAGCAGCUCAGGCUGUGGCCCUUACCUCACCUCCAGUCCCCGCCCAGUACUGCAGCCAGCUCGCCUCUCCUCCUUGCCCAUCACUGGCAUGUGUGUGCCGCUUGGUCCGUUCUGUUCGCUUGCUCCCCUUCGGUUUGGCUUUAGCUUUUCGUUGGGGUGAAGGCCCUAGCUUCCAGCUCCUCUCACACUAUCUUGACACUAAGAUGGAAGGUUUCUAAACUGCAGGAGCAGGAUGAAAAUUCCUUACUGCCCUCUCCGAUUUUUAGGAUGGGGCCUUGGGAGUGUAAGGCCUUCCUGGACCCCCACUGCUGCUUAUUGUACUCCCCACCACCUGCACUUGGGACUGACAGGGCUGGAGUGUGACCUCAACUGUAUGCAUCCCUGCAAGAGAUCUCUGGCCCAUCCCUCGGUCCCUGAUAAGUGGAUGGAGGGGAGAUGAACUCUCGGAAGGCUUUGGGCUGCUGCAUUGCAUGCUGGGAUUCAGCUCCUGCUCCACCCCUCUCCCAGCUCUGAUCCACUGCGGGAGGCAAACGCAGCUGCUGGUGGUGAACUCAGCUGCCCCAGUCCACAGCAGAACAGGGUGGGGAACUGUGUACAGCUUGACAGUCCUUAAUAAAGAAGGGACUUUGA